This is a messenger RNA of Chlorocebus sabaeus (green monkey), 931 nucleotides long. NCBI's taxonomy places the organism in Eukaryota, Metazoa, Chordata, Mammalia, Primates, Cercopithecidae. The record is from RefSeq and is a predicted model, not a curated record.
AUGGCUCCGUUCCCCGCACCUUCCCGCAGGCAGUUCCCGGCGUCCUGGCCAGAGGCGGCCGUGGUCAGUCAGUCAGUCAGGAGGCCGAGGGACCUCUGCCGGCGGGGCCCCCAGCACCCCGACCACCCCAGGGUCCUCCUCCUUCUUCCCGCCCUCCGCUGGGCCCGGCGCAGCCUUCAAGCCGGAGGCGUGGGGCGGGGCGUCCUAGCAGCCGUCGCGCGCGCGACCGCCCCCAGCGCCCCGCCCUGCCCGCCCCCGCUCACUCUCACCGUCCGCCCCGGCGCGUACGCCCCCGGUGCUGCUGCGGCGGCGGGCUUGGGAGGGGGUCGAGGGAGCCGGAGCUUGGGGUGGGCUUCGGGAGCGCAGGGAACGGCGGCAGCCGGGAGGUCGCAGCGUGAGAAGGCCGCCGGCCCCCGAGAAAUCCCCCUCCUCCAGAUGAAGUAUUCGGGGUUCAGAGAAGUUACUUCAACAUACAGCACUUCCAAAUGCUGGAGAGAGUUCAAUUUUAAGGUUGGAAGGAACCCUAUAGAUCAUUUAGUUCAUCUCCCUCGUUUUACACAUGAGGAAAAUGAGGCACGGAAAGGGUGGUUUUGUCCUGUUGGAUCAAUUAUCUAACCUGGGCCUGGACUCCGUCUACCACUGUGCUGCCUGGUUCACUGCAGCUCACUUCAUCUUCCUGUGCCUUCUCUGAAAGGCCCCCUCCAAAAGUUUCCAGGGUAUGUCCCCUCAAGGUACAUACCAUGUCUACAUUCCCACCUGUAGUAUUCUGAUUGAGCCACCUCAAAACUCACUGGUAAUGCUGGACACAUUCUGUGCCCAUCUUCCCAGACCUCCCUCCCCAAAUCCGGCCACAGUUGCAUGACUACCUGGUAUAACUGUCGUAGUCUUUAAAGGGUGAUUUCCCCAAUUAAACUUAUUGUUGACUCCUUAU